AACGGCGGCUCCAUCCUCGCCAUCGCCGGCGCCGACUUCUGCGUCGUCGCCGGCGACACGCGCCAGAGCGAGGGCUACAACAUCCAGACGCGCUACAAGCCCAAGGUGCACCGCCUGUGAGUCGAGCACCGGAUGCCGUGUCUUGAGCGAGUGGCGUAGCAGGUGCAGCGGCGAAAGAUGCUGCAGCUCGGACGACGCGAGUAGUGCUCAGCCAGCCUGCUCACGCCUCCUCCACGCAGCACCGACCGCGCCACGCUGGCUUGCAACGGCUUCAGCGCCGAUGCCGAGGCGCUCGUGUCGCGACUGAAGCAGCGUCUCGAGCUGUACCGCCACGCGCACGGCUCCUCGAUGCCGCUGCACUCCAUCGCACGCCUCAUCAGCACGAUGCUGUACGGCAAGCGCUUCUUCCCCUACUACGUCUACAACAUCCUCGGCGGCGUCGACGAGCAGGGCCGCGGCGCCGUGUACAGCUUCGACCCCGUCGGCAGCUACGAGCGCGAGUUCUGCCGCGCUGCUGGUGCCGCACAGAGCCUGCUGCAGCCGUUCCUCGACAGCCAGAUCAUGUUCAAGAACCAGCUGCCCGUGGCCGCGCGGCCAAUCCCCGAGCCAGGGACCAUGACGGUGCCCGAGGUGCUGCGCAUCGUCACCGACUCGUUCACCUCGGCCACCGAGCGGCACAUUGAGGUGGGCGACGGGCUGGAGAUGUACAUUGUGCGCGUGCCCGGCUCGGCGGCCAGCGAGGUGCAGCUGCAGAGCGCCGUCGAGGCGACGGGCGGCGAGGACACGCAGACGCCGGGCGCUACGGUUGUCCUGCGACGAGAGCUCAAGAAGGACUGAGAGCGGGCGUGUGUAAUUCACGGUUGUGUUCGA
Messenger RNA from Tilletiopsis washingtonensis, 870 nucleotides. RefSeq names its product N-terminal nucleophile aminohydrolase. The coding region runs from base 349 to 837 and encodes 162 amino acids. Lineage: Eukaryota; Fungi; Basidiomycota; Exobasidiomycetes; Entylomatales. The transcript is spliced from 2 exons. Gene Ontology annotation, cellular component: proteasome core complex. The record is from RefSeq and is a predicted model, not a curated record.